AUGGCGGACCCCAACUUUCACGGGGAGUCAGCUCCUCCUGAGGGGACGGCAUACCCGGACAUCGAUGAGAUAGUUCAAUACCCAUGGCAAGGGAAUCAGCCGUCUACAAGCGGGGAUCUUAUUGCCUCGGUGAUCGACCCUCGUUUGUACCAAGAUCUUUACCAAUCCGAGAAUCUCAACGCCGGUCCUGCGACUGAUGACGCCGAUGGGUCUUCGUCGGACAAUCAGGUGGAUCCCCCCAACUAUGAUGGGGGAGAUGCAUCAGAUGAUGCGUCUUUUGUGAAUUCCGAUGAUGAAAGUGAAAGCGAGGAAGAGGAAGAGAUGGCAGAAGAUGACGAUGACGACGACUCGGCCGCCAGACGGCGACGCCGUCGAGGUGGAGGCCGCUUCUCCGGUCGUUACGGUGCUCGCGGUGGCAAGGGAAUCAGAAGAGGGCCCCGAAAACCGAUAGAGCCCAGCCCUGAAUUCAAACUCCUUCACUCGGAGGCCACAUCUGCCUUUAUCGAUGGCGAGUACGAGCGCGCCAUCGAUUUGGUGAUGCGUGCCAUCCAAAUAAACCCUGAGAUGUUUGCGGCUCAUUCGUUGCUCUCGGAGAUUUUCCUAGCCCAGGGCGAGCAAGAUAAAGCAAUCACGGCUCUCUUCAACGGUGCUCACACUCGACCAAGGGAUCCUGGAGUCUGGGGCAAGGUUGCCCGGCUGAUUCUCGAUCGCGCUGGCGAAGACCGCCAAAGUGCACUGAAUGACGUGGUUUAUUGCUACAGUCGAGUGAUUGACAUCGAUCCCGGCAACUACCAUAUCCGAUUCCAGAGAGCCGCCCUCUAUCGGGAACUGGGUCACAAUGGGCGGGCUGUGACGGAGUACGAACGCAUUCUCAAAGAACUCCCCCACAAUGCCCAGGCUCUUCGACAUCUCGCGGAGACGUACAUUGACCUCAAUGAUGUCCAGAAAGCGAUUGACCAUUAUGAGGACAGCAUUGAACACUACUCCACCCUCGAUCCUGAGGAUGUUGUUGACUUUUCAUGGUCCGAUGUCAACAUCUACGUCGAACUGUACAGUUAUGUGGGCCAGCAUGAGCAAGGGCUUGACGCUUUGAAGUUUAUCUCCAGGUGGCUUUUGGGUCGCAAAGAUGAUACCAUGUGGGAGGAAUUCGAAGACGAUGACCGGGAAUGGGACGCUGAUGAUUCACCCCGUCGCAUCAAGACGGAUGGAUUUAUUCCUGGAAAGUGGCCCCGGGAUACCUAUGGACUGGGCCUCCCUCUUGAGCUCCGGAUUAAACUAGGUCUCUUUCGACUCAAGAUGGGUGAGAAACACCAUCACGAGGCCUUGUUCCAUUUUGAGUGGUUGAAUCCCGAAGACAACUCCGAAAGUGGUCGGAUUUUUGAUUACGGCGAUCUUUUUCGAGAAGUUGCAGAUGCCAUGAAAGAGACCGGACUGCUAGAAGAAGCGCUUCGAUACUAUUUACCCAUCCAACAAACCACAGAAUAUGCAGACGCGAGCUUCUUUAUGGCCAUGGCUGAUUGCUGCAUGCAAUUGGGCAAGCUGGAAGAUGCCGAGAGCUGCUAUCUCACCGUCGCCGAGCACGAUGCGACUGACAUGGAAUCGCGAGUACACCUGGCAAAGCUGUACGAAAGCCUUGGCAUGACCGAGCAGGCUUUCAGAUAUGUCAACGAGGCCGUUCUGAUUGGCCGACAAGAAAGCAGAACUCGGAGAAAGAGAAAGGACACACGGCUGGAGCAACUUGCCAUGGAAUUUAAAAUGACUGAAGUCGGGGCUCUAAGAACAAUUGCUCCCAAGCCAUCGGCGACGCUCACACAUUGGGCUGCCUCGACUCCUGGCAAGCGACGAGCACGACUCGAGGGUGGGCGGACCGAGGAUGUCCAGUUCCUUUAUACAAAGAUGCAAGAGCUGAACCCCCAGAUCAAGGAAGGCGUCCUCGAGGCUAUUGAAGACUGGCUGGACAUCGCCGAUGCUUUGCUGCGUGAUUUCCGGUCCAAUCGAGUCUUCUACCCCAUCACACGCAGUAUAGCCUUUCAAGGGUAUUCGAAUUAUGCGCGUCGCAAAGCUGGCCGGACCAAGAACCACAUGAUGAUGGACGAAAUGCAGGAGAUGGCAGGGCGUCUUCAGGAGAGUCUUGGUGAGGUGACGGAUGAACCCUUACAGGGUGCUAUUCCAACAGACUACCAUGGGAUUCCUUUUGAUGAAUGGCUUGAUAUCUUCCUGCAGUAUGCGCUUCUGGUGACGGAACAGGGCGAGCCGGAGGAGGCCUAUGAAACGCUCGACUCCGCGGCUAUUGCCAGUAUUUGGCUUCACAGCAAGCACAAAUCGCGUAUAAUCCAUGUUUGCUGGUUCACAUGCGCACUUCACGCACAGGACGAAGAGACCCUCGCCAACGAAGCACGCUGGUUUAUCAAGGAGUACCAAUUCGUGACCGACACUUAUCGACUCUUCUCAAUGCUCAGCCGUCUAUCCGGCGACCCUCAUCGCUCGCUCUUCCACUCUUCCCCGAAUAUGAAAUUCAUGCUGCGUCAGAUCAAAGCAAUGGACUUUACUCUCCCCCACGAGUCUCACCGGCCAGUCCGAAAAUCCAUUUGGAAAGAGCGUGCAUCACUAUCCACACGUAACGAAGCUGGCGAACCGAUCCCCGCCGAAGAGCUGGAUGUCGCCCUCCUCGUCCUGUAUGGCCAUAUCCUGUACUCAGGGAACAGCUUCUACCCGGCGCUCAACUACUUCUUUCGAGCCUACGCACUUGAUGACCAAAACCCGGCGAUCCUACUCUCGAUUGGCCUCUGUUACAUCCACCACUCGCUGAAACGGCAAUCUGAUAACCGCCACUACCUGAUCAUGCAGGGCCUGUCGUUUAUGGAAGAGUACCGGCAUGUCCGCGAGAGGCCCGGGGUUUUGCUGCAGGAGCGCCAGGAGAUGGAAUUCAACUUUGCCCGCGUAUGGCACACUCUUGGCUUGAUCCAUCUCGCCGUGCCGGGAUACGAGCGGGUGCUAGAGCUGGGCGACGAGAUCAGACAAGAACAUCUGCAGAGGUCGGAGCUGGCUGUUAAUGGCGCCGAUGUGGUGAUGGGCGAGGCAGACGAGGACCAGGAUCAGGAUCAGGGCCAGGACACGGCUCCUUCGCCGCAACCUUUCGUUGAGGAUUUCUCCAGUGAAGCUGCUUACGCGCUGCAGUGUAUCUACGUGCUCAGCGGUGACGCCAAAACCGCAAAGAAAAUCACCGAAAAAUGGCUCGUGCUGUGA
This is a messenger RNA of Penicillium alfredii, 3246 nucleotides long. Its product is annotated as tetratricopeptide repeat protein. The coding region runs from base 1 to 3246 and encodes 1081 amino acids. NCBI's taxonomy places the organism in Eukaryota, Fungi, Ascomycota, Eurotiomycetes, Eurotiales, Aspergillaceae. The record is from RefSeq and is a predicted model, not a curated record. Gene Ontology annotation, molecular function: protein binding. The transcript is spliced from 5 exons. Gene Ontology annotation, cellular component: transcription factor TFIIIC complex. Gene Ontology annotation, biological process: transcription by RNA polymerase III.